This is a messenger RNA of Neurospora tetraspora, 1564 nucleotides long. RefSeq names its product RmlC-like cupin domain-containing protein. The record is from RefSeq and is a predicted model, not a curated record. Bases 173 to 1321 code for a protein of 382 amino acids. The transcript has a single exon. NCBI's taxonomy places the organism in Eukaryota, Fungi, Ascomycota, Sordariomycetes, Sordariales, Sordariaceae.
UACUCUUCUCACCGUGAUUUCCAGUUGCUUACGUUGACCUUGAUAAUCUCUUAGACCAUCGUUUUGUGAGCAACCAAGUCAUAAGUGGACGCAAAGUUUUAAAGUCGAAGAGCCAGACCCAGCAUAUGGAUUCGAUCCUAUAAGUAUCCUCCUUACUUCCAACUCCUAGGUCAUGAAGAACUUCUUUCUUGUCACUAUCAUCUCCAUCUUUGUUGGAAUCUGUUCCAUCUUCCUACUGCGCAUCGACCUCCUUCUACAAGUCACAGACCUCAAUACACUCACAAACCAACUACUCAACUACACCAAAACCAACAUCAUCAACACCUACUUCGCAACUCAACAACCCUCAGAUAUCUCUACAUCAAACCCAACCACAACAAUUAUCACAACCCCAACCGCAAACAUGUCCGUCCCCCGCCUAAUCCGCAAAAUCUUCCUCGCCACCGAACAGGCGGAAGGCGCCGGCGCCCGCGUCCGCCGCUCCAUCGGCACCCCCCAGCUCCGGAACUUCUCCCCCUUCCUCAUGCUCGACCACUUCUCCAUCCGUCCCGGCUCCGGCUUCCCGGACCAUCCUCACCGUGGUCAAGAAACCAUCACCUACCUCUUACAGGGAGGCGUCGACCACGAGGACUUCGCCGGCAACAAGGGCACCAUUGAGGCUGGCGACCUGCAAUUCAUGACGGCCGGAAAGGGGAUCAUGCACGCGGAGAUGCCGCGCCAAAACCCGGAUGGGAGCGCGAACGUGGGACUGCAGCUUUGGGUGGACUUGCCCAAGGAGCUGAAAUCGUGUGAGCCGCGGUAUAGGGAUCUGAAGGCUGAGGAGGUUCCCACGGUGGAGGCUGAUGAGGGGCGGGUGAAGAUCAAGGUGAUCAGUGGCAAAAGUCAUGGGGUGGAUAGUGUCAAGAAUCUGGCGUAUACGCCCGUGUGGAUUUUGGAUGUGGAGGUGAAGCCGGGCGGCAAAGUGGUGCAGGAGGUGCCGGAGGGGUGGAAUGCUUUUGCUUAUACUUUGGAGGGUACCACCAUCUUCGGUUCUGGGAAGGAAGGAGGAGAAAAGAGGACGGUGGAGCAAUACCAUAAUGUGGUGUUUGAACCGCAGGGUGAGGCAGUUUAUGCGGAGGUGGAUGCGGGCGCGGAGAAGAGCGCAAGGUUUGUGCUGGUUGCGGGAACACCGCUCGAUCAGAAGGUGGUGCAGUAUGGCCCGUUUGUGCUGAAUAGUCAGGAGGAGGUGUAUCAGGCUUUUGAGGAUUAUAGGACGCAUUCCAAUGGGUUUGAGAAGGCGCUGGGGUGGCAGAGCGAGAUUGGAAAGUCGAUGAGGCAUUGAGGGGGGAAAACGGGGAGUUGAGAGACCAGUUUGUUUUUCGUUUGUUAUAGAGAUGGGUCUUGAAGAGUAGGGUUAGCUGGGAAGAAUAGGUUAUGAUGCGUUUUCUGACCUUUGUUUGGUCUAGUUGCUGUGAUGCUAUAUCCGAGGUGUUCGACGAGGUUCAUACUCUAAAUGUUAACGACUUCGACGAGGCUCUAAAUGGGAACAUCGAGCUUGGCCACAACAUAGCCACUCGAGACCGGU